AUGGCGGUGCCGACAGAAUUCAGUGGCGUUGUUCUAUCCCUUGAAAAUACUAUUUAUCCAGAUGAAAAACUACAAGAAACACCAUCGCAAUUAGACGGAUUAAGUAAGGAAAUGGAAACAAACUUACGAAUUGCAGGUUGUGAAUAUAUUCAAGCUGCAGGAAUCUUAUUAAAAUUACCUCAGGUGGCAAUGGCAACUGCACAAGUACUUUAUCAACGCUAUUAUUAUUCCAAGUCUUUUGUCAAAUACAAUUAUGAGAUAUGUGCCAUGGCAUGCAUCUUCUUGGCUGCAAAAAUUGAAGAGCAUCCACGUCGUAUUCGAGAUGUUGUCAACGUUUUCUAUCAUAUAAGACGGAAACUGAAUGAAUUGCCUAAUAAGGUAAUGGACUAUAUGAGUAACGAAUAUUUCCACAAAAAAAGUGAGGUUAUUAAAGCAGAGCGACGAGUAUUAAAGGAGUUGGGUUUCUGUGUCCAUGUCAAACAUCCUCAUAAAUGUAUUGUCACUUACUUGAAAAUAUUAGAAUGUAACGAUAAUACUGAAUUGAUCCAAAAAGCUUGGAAUUACAUGAAUGAUAGCCUGAGGACAGACGUAUUUAUGCGAUAUACACCGGAAACUAUAGCCUGUGCAUGUAUCUACUUGAGUGCCAGACAGCUUGGGAUUGGCUUACCCAGCAAUCCUCCUUGGUAUGAGGUUUUCGAUGCAACAACAAAAGAGAUGGAGGUAUAUUUGCUCAUAGUUUCCGUAAUUGAUAGCGUUGACAUGUUAAUAUACCAAGUCAAAUAUGUAGUAGACAUAAUUGCUUCCUAA
Trichoplax adhaerens is the source of this 807-nucleotide messenger RNA. RefSeq lists its product as uncharacterized. The record is from RefSeq and is a predicted model, not a curated record. Gene Ontology annotation, biological process: regulation of transcription by RNA polymerase II. NCBI's taxonomy places the organism in Eukaryota, Metazoa, Placozoa, Uniplacotomia, Trichoplacea, Trichoplacidae. Gene Ontology annotation, cellular component: nucleus. The transcript is spliced from 7 exons. The coding region runs from base 1 to 807 and encodes 268 amino acids. Gene Ontology annotation, molecular function: cyclin-dependent protein serine/threonine kinase regulator activity.